Molecule: messenger RNA, 1317 nt
Organism: Micromonas pusilla CCMP1545
Lineage: Eukaryota; Viridiplantae; Chlorophyta; Mamiellophyceae; Mamiellales; Mamiellaceae
Exons: 1
Coding region: 1-1317 (438 amino acids)
Biological process (GO): RNA 3'-end processing
Cellular component (GO): TRAMP complex; nucleolus
Molecular function (GO): mRNA binding; poly(A) RNA polymerase activity
Source: RefSeq, a predicted model, not a curated record
AUGCGCUACCCGACGCUGAGCGCGGACGUCCGCGCGUUCGACGCCGCCGCGAGCCCGUCCUCGGACGAGUCCGCGCGCCGCGCCGCCGCGCUCGACGUCGUGCGCGACGCGGUGCGCGCAGAGUGGGGCCCCGACGCGAUCGUGAACGUCUUCGGGAGCGUCGCGUGCGGCACGACGCUGCCGUCGUCGGACGUCGACUGCGCCGUCACCGGCGCGGAGUGGGGCGGCGACGACGACGCCGGCGACGCCGCCGCCGGCGGCGGCGUCGGCGUCGCCGCGGCGCAGGACGCGAGGAACAGGGCGAUGAAGCCCGCGAUGAUUCGCGCGGCGCGGCGGCUCGCGGACCGACUCCGCGCGAUGUCGCGAUCUGGGCGCCCCGUCUCGAGCGUGCUCGCCAUCACGAGAGCGCGCGUGCCCGUCGUCCGGACGACGAUACGAUCCGUCGGCGUGGACGUCGUGUUCGGGCAGACGAACGGCGUCGCCGCGGCGGCGUGGACCAAGGCGCGCGCCGAGGCGCACGCGGAGCUCGCGCCGUUGGCGAGGGUAUCGAAGGCGUUCUUGCGAGGGAGAGGGAUGGGCGACGUCGGCGACGGCGGGGUGGGCUCGCACGCGGUGACCGUGAUGCUCGCGGCGUACUUGGACGACGCGAAGAGGAUGAAGACGAAGGCGACGAGCGGCGGCGGCGGCGGCGGCGGCGGCGGCGAGGAACGAGCCGACGAGGAGGAGGAGGAAGGAGAGGAGGACGGAGAGAUCGUCGCGCGCGUCGACGGCGACGGCGACGGCGACGACUCGGACGUCGUCGUCGACGUCGACGUCGGCGGCCUCCUCGUCGGGUUCAUGCGCGCGUGCGGCGCCGUGGACGUACGCUCGGACGUGUUCACGACGUCGCCGCCCGGCCCCGGCCCCGAACCCGUGGGAUGGCGCGAGAAGCCGACGGCGUGGAUGACCAGAAGCGAGCUGUCCGCCGCGCGCGCCGAUCCGUCGGACGCGUCGUCGGACGCCGCCGCCGCCGCCGCCGCCGUCGCGGAGCCGCCGCGUCUGGGCGUGCGCGACCCGCUCGCGCCGGAGCGGAACCUCGCGGCGGGGUCGCACAAGGCUGAGGCCGCGCUGAGGGCGCUCGGGGAGGCGGGGGAGGCGUUGGCGCGGAUGGGGCCCGCGCGCGCGCGUUUGGACGCGGUCGUGGACGUGGAAGCCGCGUUGCGAGAGCGGCCCGGAGGCGGCGACCAUGGUAGGAAACGGCCAGCGGGCGGCGGUUUCGACGGCGGGGGAGGGCUCGCAAAGUCGCACAGAACGUCGUUCCCCGCGCCGGACAUAUGA